Daldinia caldariorum is the source of this 1074-nucleotide messenger RNA. RefSeq lists its product as uncharacterized. Gene Ontology annotation, cellular component: site of double-strand break; chromosome, telomeric region; DNA replication factor A complex. Gene Ontology annotation, biological process: double-strand break repair via homologous recombination; DNA replication; nucleotide-excision repair. The record is from RefSeq and is a predicted model, not a curated record. The transcript has 3 exons. NCBI's taxonomy places the organism in Eukaryota, Fungi, Ascomycota, Sordariomycetes, Xylariales, Hypoxylaceae. The coding region runs from base 208 to 948 and encodes 246 amino acids.
UGCGUUGUUUACAUGUGAUUGUUGCUACAACACAACUUCUGCUUGCAUGACGUAUGUAGGUACCUGUAGGUCGGUACCUGUACUGGCAGGCUUAGGUGCCCUAAGCUUGCCUAAAAAAAAAUACUUCCACGUCCUGCGCGUCAGUCGCGUCAUCUAAUUGCUUUUCGGUAAAUUGAUUCUGUCUAUCAAUAUCAAAAUCAAAAUGCCAUGACAAGUGCGGAACCUCUUAUUUUUUAUCCUGCGUAUUGCUUUCAUCUAUCCCCAACGAUAAACAAAUGGUGUCCUCUACGAGCCAUCGAUAUCCACGGCCUUGAAGGUCGACCGGGGUUUGAAGGUGAUAAUGUGUUUUUCUCCUUGAACCACCCUAUCCGCUGGGUUCGGAUCGUCGGCGUCGUAGUUGCGAUAGACCAGUAUUAUAGCUACCGGAAUUACACUGUUGAUGAUAGUACCGGGGCGUGCAUCGAAUGCAGCAUAACUACUCCGAAGCCUGCUGAUAGUCGACUCGGGAACGACGCAGAAAACCCAGUCCCGGAUCCAUAUUCGGAAAUUGACGUCGGCACGGUCAUCGAGGUUAAAGGUAGUACGCAUGUCUUCCGGGGACAGAAGCAGAUCAAGGUGCAAAAGCUGCAGAGAGUCAUGUCAACAAGUCAAGAGGUCCAGUUUUGGAACAAGAUUCGCGACUUUCGCAAGGAUGUUUUGAGCAAACCCUGGGCAUUGGAGAGGAAGGAAGUCCGGCGAUGUAAGAAGCAAUACAUGGCCGAUGUGGAGUCUAUGGAGAGGAAGAAGAAGAGAAAGGAAAACAGGCUUGCUGUCGAAAAGCAUAAGCGGGAGCUAGAACCUGAGGACAAGGGCAGAGAGACGAGCAAACACGCGAAACAAGAGUCCCUGGUUAAACUAGAAGCCCGAAGCUCACACACCAAAGGUCAAUACAGCGCAUUAGGACUGUGAAUACACUCAUAGGUCCUACUCCUUUUCUCAUAGAUCACGACGUGACAUGCUAAGUAUAUAGAUUCACGCUUCAAAUAUUCGUAUUGCAGGGAUUAAUAUAAGUCAAUAUGAAUAAUCGGUAUCGUG